AUGCUGGCGAGAUGUCGGCAGUCAAUAGAUCGAGGAAAGCAUGCGACAUAUGCCACCAACGAAAGACCACAUGAGAGAAAACGUCCGAAGUAUCUCUCGAACAACCGCCGCGGAAGCAGCUCCAGACAGACAGCUGCUAGCAUCCAUGACGCGACGAUUCAAGACGAACCGACCAUACUGACCGAUCACAUCCGGAGUGACAAUGAAAGUCUCGAAGGGUCGCCGCAGACCUUUGGACACGCCAAUCCGACUUCUUUUCCCAUCAGUCCACAACGACUCGUCUCGAAUACCGGGACACCUUUGGCCACCUAUUCUGAGGUCUCCCCCCGAAGGAUCCUGCCCGUCCCAGAGUAUGUGGCGACGACAGAAAGUCAUGUUGGCAGAAGCGACUAUCUCGGCGACGGCGAUGUCAGGUUUCGGGAAGAGAUGGUGACUGUGGGAAGCCGUCCCUCGAGGCUGUCUGACACAGAUCUCGAACUGCUUCAAGCACAAAAGGCUCUCGAGAUGCCGCAGAGGUCGGUGCGUGCGAGUCUCGUGGAUUCCUACGUGCAAUAUUGCUCUGUGUGGACUCCGAUUGUGGAUACUUCAUUGCUUGAAAGACUUCAAGGCAAUGAAGCAUCACCGCUCUUGCUCAACGCGUUGUUCCUUGCAGGCAGCCGCGUGUCCUUGAGCAAGACCUUGUUGACGAUGGCCGAGGAAUUCUACCGCAAAGCUAGACUGCUAUUCAUGCUGGGCCACGAGAUUGACACGUUGACCUCCAUCAUCGCGGUCACUUUGAUUCAAUGGUACAAUCCGACUGGCCCAGAGCACAUAUCAACAAGCACAAGUGGCUUUUGGAUUCGUAUUGCUGCCGGUAUGGCGUACCAAGUUGGAUUGCACAGAGAACCAGUUGCGCAGAAGGACAAGGAGCUGCGACGUAGGUUGUGGUGGUCCAUAGUGUCUAGAGAUGACAUUAUCUCAAUCGGCACAGGAAGGCCGAGAACCAUCAACUUUGCGGAUAGCGACGUCUCUCCUCCGACCGUUCUUGAUUUUGCAGUGCAAGGUGCAAAGGCACGACUGUUUGUGGCAUUCUCUCGCAUCAUCCGCUUGCUGGCAGAUUUGACAGAGCAUAUCCGACGCAAAACACUAACAAGAACGACACGAACCAAUCUUGAAAACGCCCUCUACCGUUGGGCCAAAGAGUUACCUGACGAACUCCGGCUUUUCCAUGGAUCCCCGAAAAGAUUGCGAGCAUACAACUUCGAAGCUCGACAGUUGCUGGCCCCUUAUUUUGUGACGAUAGUCAUUUUAGCCCGGCACGAGGCAUAUCGUAAUCAAUCCGCCUGUGCCUCGUUCGUCGCGUCUUCAUUUGUGGUGGGUAUCUUUGAAGAUUUCCUCCACCGGGGAGAGCUUUGCCAUUGUGGACCAGUCUUUACAUUCUAUGGCUUUGCGGCCGGCCUGGCGCAGAUUCCGGCACUGCAGUACAGAUCACUUGCUCCAACGGCCAAAGAGUCAUUGUCCAUUAUUCGAUCCUCCCUGGUGGAACUGAAGGGCAGAUGGGGAUCUGCCGUGGGUGCUCUGGCGGCAUUGGAAGAGAUGCAAAGACUUACAGAGCGACACCCAUUCAUUGGCGACGCACCUGAGCAGCAGUCACGAGACUUGAUGACAUUUUUCGACGAUUUUGGUCCAGAAAUAUGCAAACAGCAUUUUCUCCUGGGGCAGACUUUCGAUCCCACCGAGACUAAUUUUCCUCCCAGUCAUCCUGAUACUAAUUUUAACCCAAGGCAAUUGCAACAAGAUCAUGAUGAUAUGGAGAGCUCGGUCAAUAUGCUGGACCAAAAUCAUCGGUUCGAUUUGCACAGUGCCGAGUCCAUGCUCCUACCCCAUGGCGAUUUGUUCUUUGACGACCUGGAUCCAGCUGGAAGUUGGAUGGAGGAUCUGGGACUUGGGCUUCCAAGUUAUUGAAAAUCACAUAGGUACUCCUGAG
This is a messenger RNA of Exophiala oligosperma, 1966 nucleotides long. RefSeq lists its product as uncharacterized. Gene Ontology annotation, biological process: DNA-templated transcription. Bases 1 to 1944 code for a protein of 647 amino acids. Gene Ontology annotation, molecular function: zinc ion binding; DNA binding. The transcript has 3 exons. Lineage: Eukaryota; Fungi; Ascomycota; Eurotiomycetes; Chaetothyriales; Herpotrichiellaceae. The record is from RefSeq and is a predicted model, not a curated record.